AUGCUGAUGAUUUCAAAUUGUUCAAGGGAUCUUUUGCAGAGACACUUUUCUAAUUAUCAUGAUCCAAGCGCUUCAGAGGCACCGGUUGCGGGCGCCGGCCCAAGCGUUGCCGGAAAGACGCCAAUUGCCUGUUUAAAUUGUUCCCAAGCCAAGACUGGCUGCAAUAAAGAAGUUCCGUGCCAAAGAUGCCAAGAUAAAGGCCUCCAUUGCGUCCAAAGAUAUGCCAGGCGUACUUCGAAACUCGCCGCGCGAAGCCAAGCAGCGGCGACGGCAGCAGCAGCACAAGCAUCUCGUGUGGCGCAGGUAACACCAGUCACAGUUCAGCAAUCACUUCCAAACGUCUCAGUAUCCAUUGAACCUUCGCAAACGCUCUCGCAGAUCCAGCCACCGCUGGUUCAUGAGGGCGGCGCGAGUGUGACCAUGGACCCAGCUAUUUUGGAGAUGCCGCUCAUGAAUUCUUUCAUGAAGCAACAGGACCCGGAGGUUCACGACGGUUCCUCUCCAGCAAACAGCAUAACAUUCCCAUUGCCAAUACACUUGAAAGCAGAGAGCCCGAGACAACGGACGGCCUCUGUCGACCUGAACUUCAACAACAUGAACAGCGAACCAUCGCCACCCUCAAUCGAGCCCAUGGAAGACCAGAGCUGGGUGAAUUCAUUGAUGUCAAAUGACCCCAACUUUGGUCCUGGUAACAUGUUCUCCUCAACUUAUGAUCUGGGUUAUCAGCUAGGCCCUUCAUAUGCUGACCCAACAACGGACUUUUCUCAAAUGUCACAAUCAAUGCUACAACAUGAUGCCUCGAUGAGCAGCAUGGAAUUCGCAGGAUCACCGAGUGGUGUAUCGCCCUUCGGAGAUCUCUCCACGUCCAACUCGGAACCUUCUAGCUCGUCCUGGGGCUCCAGCCACACCAGAGCAACAAGUAUAUGCUCCGCGCAUUGUCUAUAUGAUCAAAGUGGUGAAUUUGAUGUCACCUCAAAUUCUGCCAAACAAGGACUACCAAUAUCAACUGAUAGUGAUGUGAUCUUGACCGAGGCAGCCUGGCCGAUGGCACGAUGCACGCCACCAAUUUAUUCAGGCGCAUGCCCGCGGACUGCACUUGGUCACUUACAACGCCUGGAGCAAAAGUCCUCAUAUCAAGGAGCAAGGCCUUUUGCUUGGCACACCCUGGAGCGCGAGUUGUCCAGCUUGAAUUGGGACAAUGCUGAUCUGGCUUCAGUCGUGCCGAUGAAUAGUCAGACACGGGAUUCGUUGAUGUCAAUCUCGCAGAGGUUCCAUGCAAGAGCCCUCGACAUUCACAGAGAAAACGACCCAGGUCGAGACAAGUCUCCACUUGGCAGCAACUGUGGUCCGAUGUCAUUCUUGAACCUCCCUUCGUCAAAGGUCCUGGAGUUCUUUAUGAAGAGCUAUGUCCGCAGUCUCACCUCUUUCUAUUCCCUCGUCUCAGAAGGCCGUAUCGACCCGAACCAAAUGCACCGAAAUGACCCGGCCUCCAUAAUACUCAUGUUAUUGAUGAUAGCGCAAGGAGCCUCGGCAGUGGACUCAGAAGACGCCCGCAUCCUGUCAAUGGGCCUCAUCGAGACUUGCAGGAUAUCACUGUUGGAUAUUAUCGACAAGAAUGUUGAGAUGUCUGCGGAUCCAACCGCGCUUCGCGCUGCUCUUCUCUUCGCUCACCUCGGCGCUUGGAGUGGAGACAAGUGGCUGAUGGAUAUUGCCAUGGGACAACGGGGCAUGUACAUUUCAAUGCUGAAACACGCUGGCAUGUUGACGGCACAGCCACCCAUUUGUCCAGUGUUGGACGGCGACCAGGGACAGAAGAAUAGCUGGAGACUUUGGCUCCAGGUUGAGACCAAGAAUAGGCUGGUCUAUGACUGGGUCAUGGUUGACCAAGAACUGAGUCUUUUCCAUGAUACCGACCCGCAGCUCGACGUCAGUGAGCUCCGCGCGUCCCUCCCAUGCUCUGAAAAACUUUGGAAAUCGUCCACUGUUGAACAAUGGGCUGACGCCGUGCAAUGCUACUUGAGCAAGGGGAAUCCCCAUCCCCUGACACCUCCAUCCCUUUACCACCUCUAUCGAGAAUUCCUCGAGCAGAAACUCGUGGAUGGGCGAGUGGGUUUGACUGCGCAUCAACUCCGCCUCUUGUUGCACCCGAUUCAGAAGAUGCUUUGUCAGCAAAGGCAGACACUUACAUGCUUCUCCGACAUGUUCGUUCCUGACCAACCAGGUCAUGUGUCCUUCUCGAAAGCGUACGUGAUGCGACAAGUUGAAGUGGUUCGAUCACUCUUGUCGAGGUGGCAUGAUCUGGCAAUGAGAUGCUUGAACAUGAAUCCAGACUGUACUAUCAUGCGGACAAACAUGGUGCUGUAUCACUUGAUAUCACUCAACGCCGUCACCAAUUUCCCAGAGAUUGAGAGUUUCGCUCGACAAGAAAGAUAUGAUGGCUCAUACUGGGGUUCGCGCCACCAGCGUUGCAUCUAUAACCGCCAACAGGCCGUUCACGACUGCGGACAGGUCUUUUCCAUACUCCGAAAUUUGCCAACGGAUCGAUUGCCCACGUGGUGGAGUGCGGCCAUCUAUCGGGCUACCAUGAUACUCUGGGCAGACAGUGCCUUGCAAUCACAGUCACAAGCCCACGCGAGCCUCUCCCCGCCAGAAGCGACCGAGGGCCAGUACGCUAUGAACGCACCUCAGGAUUUUAAUCACACAUUGGAUUACAAUGUUAUCCCGUACGUGACUCGGUCUGACGGGACACCUUUCCAUCUCGAUCGACACUCUGAAGUUCUUGAUUAUGCAAUCUGUGCCAUCGAUCAAGGGGCUUCAUCUAGGCUGGGCGAGGGGAUAAAGCGCAAGCUCAUUGCUCUAGGCAAUAACUGGCACUAA
Molecule: messenger RNA, 2877 nt
Organism: Pestalotiopsis fici W106-1
Lineage: Eukaryota; Fungi; Ascomycota; Sordariomycetes; Amphisphaeriales; Sporocadaceae
Exons: 3
Coding region: 1-2877 (958 amino acids)
Biological process (GO): regulation of DNA-templated transcription; DNA-templated transcription
Molecular function (GO): DNA-binding transcription factor activity, RNA polymerase II-specific; DNA binding; zinc ion binding
Source: RefSeq, a predicted model, not a curated record